Rhodamnia argentea is the source of this 1599-nucleotide messenger RNA. RefSeq lists its product as uncharacterized. NCBI's taxonomy places the organism in Eukaryota, Viridiplantae, Streptophyta, Magnoliopsida, Myrtales, Myrtaceae. The coding region runs from base 1 to 1533 and encodes 510 amino acids. Gene Ontology annotation, molecular function: glycosyltransferase activity. The transcript has 2 exons. The record is from RefSeq and is a predicted model, not a curated record.
AUGGCCAAAGCAUCACCCCCUGAUCAAGUGGACAUCAGAACCACCUCGCUCCCACGCAUCUACACCAGAACCAACUCCUCCAAAUCCGGCCAGCCACCGCGUCCCGCCGCCAUUCCCUUCUCGAUCUACACCGCCAAGCUCUUCGUCUACGUCCUCUCCACGUGCGUCCUCCUCUUCGUCCUCUCCCAAAUCUCCCUCCUCCAAUCUCAGUCAACUCCUUCCCCACAAUGGCCUCUCUCUCUCAUGCACCAGUGGCAAAGAGCCAUCCUCGACACCUCCUCCGUCAUCGCUCCCGACCCCGCCACAGCUGAUAAGCUCGAGGCCGUGGCCGAGAGGCUCCGUGACGCGGUCACCUUCCUCCCGCUCAAGGACAAGCGCUUUGCUGACCGUCCCGCCGAUGGCCACACCUGGUUCAUGAGCUCCCUCAAUGACACCAGCUUCGGCGGCGGGCCCCAGCAUCUGCACUUCCCGUCGAACAGCUCAAAGGGCCGGGUGCUAUGCCUCAAGGGACGCGACCCCGAUGACGGCUCGUGGAACUACUAUGCCCUCGCGUGGCGAGAGGCCCUCCCGCGCGAUGCCACCUUCAUGAGCGGCCUCACUUUCGUGUCCUACAACCACUAUGACUACGGCAACAUAUGGCACGGCUUGUCGACGGUGUUCCCGUUCGUGGCGUGGCACCAGGGGCAUGGUUGCCGCCGCCCGCCUGAGCGGUGGGUGCUGUACCACUGGGGCGAGAUCCGGCCUGCAAUGGCCCCGUGGCUGAGCAAGCUGAUGGAGGCAACGUUUGGAAAGCCACCGUCUGUAGAAGUGUUUGAUAAAAUCAAGGAGGACGGUUCCGUCUGCUUCGAGGAGGCAGUGGUGACAAGGCACAACGAAGGAGGGAUGUCCAUGGAGAAGAGGAUCGAGGCCUACGAAUUAUUGAGAUGCAGUGUGAGGAGAUAUUGCAACUUGAGCUCGGAGGUUGACAACGGUGGUAACAAGGUUAGCACGAUACGCCUGACGUUGUUGAUGAGACGAGGAGCGAGGUCCUUCAAAAACGCGUCGGCAGUGGUCGGGAUUUUUCAGAGGGAGUGCGAUAAUGUCGGAGGUUGUCAGCUCACGGUGGCUCACUCCGACGAUCUCAGUUUCUGUGAUCAGGUAAAACUGAUGAGCACGACGGACGUGUUGGCGUCGCCGCACGGGGCGCAGCUGACCAAUCAAUUCAUCAUGGACCGGAACAGCAGUGUGAUGGAGUUCUACCCCAAAGGGUGGCUGCGCUAUGCCGGGGUCGGCCAAUAUGUGUACCUGUGGCUGUCGAGCUGGUCGGGGAUGAGGCACCAGGGCGCCUGGCGAGACCCGGACAGCGAGCAAUGUCCCUACCCGGGGGACGAAAUGAAAUGCUUCGACAUCUACAAGGACGGCCAGAUCGGGCACAACGAGACGCAUUUUAGCGAGUGGACGAGAAAGGUUCUCAGCGAGGUGAAGCUGAGAAAGAAUGGAGAUACCGGUCCGAAGAGGAAGCGGGACCCUAUCGGUGCUUGUGCUUGCCACUGAUGAUUCGAAUAUGUUGCUUUUCAAUUUUCCACAGCAUGCGCCAUCGUAAUUUUUUUUUCCCCCUCA